This is a messenger RNA of Gekko japonicus, 3282 nucleotides long. Its product is annotated as nardilysin-like. NCBI's taxonomy places the organism in Eukaryota, Metazoa, Chordata, Lepidosauria, Squamata, Gekkonidae. The transcript is spliced from 32 exons. Gene Ontology annotation, molecular function: metal ion binding; metalloendopeptidase activity. The coding region runs from base 1 to 3282 and encodes 1093 amino acids. The record is from RefSeq and is a predicted model, not a curated record. Gene Ontology annotation, biological process: proteolysis.
AUGUCUCAGAAGUCAAGGACUGACUAUCUGCCCAACUGCCCAGUCAUACUCCCACAGCAGCAGAGAAGGCAUGGGUGUCCAAACAGGGCCCAGCCAUCGCAGGAAGAAGGUCGGAAGCACCAGGCCAAGAAAAAGAAUGAGGGAGACCCGAAUAUUAUCAAGUCUCCAAGCGACCACAAAGAAUACAGGUACAUUAAGUUAAAAAAUGACUUGAAUGUACUGCUGAUAUCUGACUUGACUGUUGAUGACUGCAAUUCUCCUGAGACAUCAGAAGAGGAGGAGGUAAUGUCCUCUGAAACUGACGAGGAAGAACAUAAUGGAGGAGGAAAGGACAGCAGCCUUGAGGAUGAUGAAGAGAAGGAUGGAGAAGACUAUGAUGGUAGUGUCAAUGACCCUGAAGAGUUUGAAGAACUUGUGAAAAAAGAAGAUGCAAAGAAGAUGAGUAGCACAGAAAAGCAGUCUGCAGCUGCACUCGCCAUUUGUAUUGGCAGUUUCUGUGACCCUGAUGAUUUACCUGGACUAGCACAUUUUUUGGAACACAUGGUAUUUAUGGGUAGUGAGAAAUACCCAGAUGAAAAUGGGUUUGAUACAUUCUUAAAGAAGCAUGGCGGUACAGACAAUGCUUCGACUGACACAGAACGAACAGUCUUCCAAUUUGAUAUCCAGAAGAAAUAUUUUAAAGAAGCUCUUGACAGAUGGGCACAAUUCUUCAUUCACCCACUGAUGAUUAAGGAUGCAAUUCACCGGGAAGUUGAAGCAGUGGACAGUGAAUAUCAAAUAGCCAAGCCUUCUGAUGACAACAGAAGGGAAUUGUUGCUUGGAAGCCUUGCAAAACCAGGACAUCCUAUGAGAAAAUUCUUUUGGGGCAAUGCAGAGACACUUAAACACCUGCCAAUGAAGAAAAAGAUAGACACUUAUGGAAGGCUGAGAGAUUUCAGGAAACGCCAUUACUCUGCACACUACAUGAAUCUAGUUGUCCAAUCUAGAGAAACCCUGGAUACCUUGGAAAAAUGGGUGACAGAAAUCUUCUCACAGAUCCCCAAUAAUGGUUUGCCCAGACCAACCUUCGGUCAUCUGCUGAAUCCUUUUGACACACCUGAAUUUCACAAGCUUUACAAAGUUAUUCCAGUCAGAGAAAUCUAUUCUUUGAGCAUCAGUUGGGCUCUUCCCCCACAAGAAAAGCAUUACAGGGUGAAGCCUCUUCAUUACGUCUCUUGGCUGAUAGGACACGAAGGCAAAGGCAGUAUCCUUUCACUUCUCCGGAAAAAGUUUUUGGCUGUUGCAUUAUUUGGAGGAAAUGGUGAGACGGGAUUCGAACAGAACUCAACGUAUUCCAUCUUCAGCAUUUCUGUCACUUUGACAGACAAAGGUUUUGAACAUUUCUAUGAGGUUACUCAUCUUAUUUUCCAAUAUCUGAAGAUGCUUCAAAAACAUGGGCCUGACAGAAGAAUAUGGGAUGAGAUCCAAAAGAUUGAAGGCAAUGAAUUUUGCUUCCAGGAACAGACUGACCCAAUUGAUUAUGUAGAAAAUAUUUGUGAAAAUAUGCAUCUGUUUCGGAAGGAGGACUUUUUGACAGGAGAUCAGCUGCUGACUGAAUACAAUCCAGAAGUAAUUGGUGAUGCUGUCAACCAUCUCGUACCCCCAAAAGCCAACCUCAUCCUGUUUUCUCCAACCCAUGCGGGAAAGUGUCCCAUGAAGGAAAAAUGGUUUGGAACCCAAUACUCUGUCUCAGAUAUUGAUGAAUUUUGGAGCAAACUAUGGGAUACUGACUUCCCAUUAAAUCCUGAUUUGCACCUGCCUGAAGAAAACAAAUAUAUAGCCACAGAUUUCUCUGUGAAGAAAUCAACUGAUCAUAGGACUGAAUAUCCACACAAGAUACUGGAGACACCCCAGGGUUGCCUGUGGUACAAAAAGGACAAUAAGUUUAUUGUCCCCAAAGCAUUCAUCUGUUUUCACCUCGUCUCUCCAGUGAUACAGUUCAGUGCAACAAAUAUGGUGCUUUUUGAUACUUUUAUAAGUGUCCUUACUCACAAUCUUGCCGAACUUGCAUAUGAAGCAGAUGUUGCUCAGCUAGAAUACAAAGUUGUAGCGAAAGAACAUGGCCUGGUUGUUCGAGUGAAAGGUUUCGACCACAAACUACCAUUGCUCUUUCAGUUGAUUUUUGACCACAUAGCUGACUUCAGUUUCACACCAGCAACUUUCGAGAUGAUAACUGACCAACUGAAAAAGACAUAUUUUAACUUUCUCAUCAAAGCAGAUACACUGGCAAAAGACCUUCGGCUUUCAAUACUGGAGCAUGGCAGGUGGUCCUUGAUAGAAAAAUACGAGGUUUUAAAUAAUGGCCUUUCCACAGAAGCUCUGUUAGCAUUUGUGAAUGCUUUCAAAUCUCGCUUGUGGGUUGAGGGACUUGUCCAAGGAAACUUCACAGGCAAUGAAUCAAAGGAGUUUCUGAAAUACAUUGUUGACAAACUGCAGUUCCUUCCACUUCUACACCCGUGUCCUGUUCAGUUCCGGGUGAUAGACUUGCCAGUUAGUCACUUUGUAUGUAAAGUGAAAUCCCUUCACAAAGGAGAUGCCAACUCCAUUGUCACUGUCUACUACCAGACUGGAGCGAGGAGUUUAAAAGACUAUGCACUCAUGGAACUGCUUGUGAUGCACAUGGAGGAGCCAUGCUUUGAUUACCUGAGAACCAAACAAACCCUGGGCUACCAUGUCUACUCUGCCACAAGAAACACAUCUGGGAUCCUGGGUUUUUCGGUUACUGUAGCAACACAGGCAACCAAAUAUAACUCUGAAUUAGUUGAUAGAAAAAUAGACGACUUCCUUGUGCACUUUGAAGAGAAACUCCGGAAUUUAUCUGAUGAAGAAUUUAAAGCUCAGGUCUCAGCUCUAAUAAAGCUUAAGCAAACUGAUGAUGCUCAGCUUGCUGAAGAGGUAGAAAGAAACUGGACUGAAGUGAUCACUCAACAGUAUGUGUUCGACAGACUUGCCCGAGAGAUUGUUGCACUGAAGAGCCUUUCCAGAAAGAAUCUGCAUGACUGGUUUCUAUCACAUAAGACCAAGAACCGAAAGGUGUUGAGCACCCAUGUGGUUGGAUAUGGCAAACAGGAAGGAGACUCAGAAGUUCACCUAACCUCCACUGCUCAGGACUCUUUAUUUGGUCAAACAGCUGAGCUAACAUUUUUACCCUCCUCUCCUCUCUUGAAUUUCCCCUCGGUUUUGGACAUCCGAGCUUUCACCUCAGCUCUGAACAUACUUCCUUAUCACAAGAUAACGAAAUAA